Molecule: messenger RNA, 1920 nt
Organism: Paramecium pentaurelia
Lineage: Eukaryota; Ciliophora; Oligohymenophorea; Peniculida; Parameciidae
Source: the annotation of a GenBank genome assembly
AUGUAAUAGCAUUAAUAGCUUUUAAUAAAUAUAUUAUAAUGUCCAAUUUAAGAGAGAAAAGCAGAGAUUAUAUAGUUAAUGAGAAUCAUUAUGUCGAAAGUUGAUUUCUUCCAUUAAUUUUAAGUUGAGAAUAUAGAUUAUGAAGCAUAUGAUUAUUGUUUAAAGCAUCUGACAUUUGAAACCUUUUCUAAAGUAAAAAAUUCAUUAUCUUUUAUAGAAUACAGUUAUAUUCGAGAAGGGAGAAUAACCUCAUAAUAUGUAUGUAGUAAUAAGAGGAUAAGUUUCCCUUUACUCAAAUGAUCAUUUAGUAGAUUAAACAACAACAAGAAAGCAUUCUGUAAGUGUAGACUAUGGUAGAGAAUCUCCUUAUGUAAAUAGAAUCAAGUUUUCUGAUUUUAAAGUGAAAAGGUAUAUAUAUAUAAAAUUAUGUCUAUUUUUAGUUUAGUUCGUUUAACUGAGUUCAAAGAUUGGAAGACUUUUGGUGAAUAAGCUAUUUUAGAUUAGAGACUACGAACUAAUAUUGCAGUUUGUGAUAUUGAUUCUACAUUGGCAAUAUUGAGUAGAGAAAAUUAUACUACAGCAGUUUAAAUUUUAGAGAAAAAGAAAGAAUAACAUAGGAUGAAUAAUUUUAAAUUGAAUCCAAGUUUUUAAGGUUUAAAUAAGAAAUUAAUUAAUUUAAUGCUAUUUACUUAUUAAUCAUCUGAUUAUAAAUUUAGAGAUAUUAUUUAUAAGUAAGGUUAAGUUGAUUCUGAUAUUAUAUACAUUAUAAAAUAAGGAGAAUUUUUAAUGUAUUAGGAAUAAAGAAUGAAUGAGUAAUAGUAAAAUAAAGUAAGAAAAUAAAUAGCAAUAAUGACAACUGGUGAAAUGUUUGGAGAUUAUGAAGCAUUUGAAAGAAUACCUCGUUAAUUUAAUGUAUAAUGCAAUUCACACACAGCAAGUUUAAUAAUAAUUCCUUUAUAAUCAUUAUAAUAAAAAUUAUCUUAAUUUAAUGAAUAACAUUAUGUAUAAUAAUUAAGAUCUUUAUGUUUAAGAAAACAUAAAUGGUAUCAUGAUUUUAAAAGUAAUAUUGAAUAAACUUAAGAAAAAUAUUAACAUUUUUUAACUAUUUAAGAUUAAAAAUAAAAUAAUAAUAAUUUAAGUAAUUCCUCUAAAAAAAUAGAUUCACCUAUUAAAACAAAUAAUGAUAUUAAAUAAAUGGCUGAUACACUUAUAUGUAUUAGUCCAAUUACAGAAUUAAAAAAUACAUUAAAUUAUCUUACAUCAUUAGAUGAUACUACUCCAUAAAUAAAUGAAUAAUAAUAAGUAGAUUUUAAUACAAGCAUAAAUAUUUCAAAAAUAAAAAAUAAAAAUACUAUUUAUGUUGCAUCUCCUGAUAAAUUAAAACCAUUACCAAAAAUAAAAUUAGUUUCUAAUAGAUAAUAAGAAAGAAAUUAAUUAUCUACACCAGAAAGAUUCAAUCAAGUAAUAAGACAUAAAAUGACAAUUUUAAAAAGAAUGCAUAAUCUAUCACCAGAAGAUUCUGUAAAUAUUAAUACUAUGUAAUAAAAAACAAUAUAUGUUUAAUUACCAAAGUAAGUUAAAUUAGAAUAAAAUAUUGAGAAAUAAUGGCCAAUUAAAGCUACUCUUUAUUUAAAUGAUUUAGAUGAUAGAAUAAGAUAUCAUAGUAAUAAUUCAAAGAUGUAAAAUUGUAAUAGUAGUCGUGACUCUAGUGUUGUUUAUGAAUAAUUAAGUUUAAGAAUGGAUGGUAGUGAAUAAAAUUCACAAAGAACAAGUAGGAUGGGCAUAUUAAAUAAUAUAUUAUAACAUUCGGUAACAAAGAGAGGUAAAAAUAAAAAGAAAAGAGCUUUGACUUUAAAAUAUAGGGAGUAUUUGGAAUCACAAUUUUAACAAAAAACUUAAAAUUCAUUGCUAUAUUCUUGA